AUGACGAGCUUUCUUGCGCGAGAGCUUCAGCGCAAAAAUGAGGGUGUAGUAUUUCAGCCCAUUCCUUCUACACGUCGUAUCUGCACCCAGGAACAUCUCCAUCCAAUCUCUUCCGAGGUUUGCGGUGAUCUUCUCACAGACGCAAAGGAGAUGCUCAGAGAAGCUGGACAUUAUCAAAGAUUUCAAGAAGAGCGUUUGGAAAAUUCCGUUAACCAGAUUCGGCUUGCAGUAGAUAUUAUGAGAAAUCCUCGCACGGUACCUAGCUCCGGCUUCAAUUACGCAGAAGACCUCAAGUUCCUUGAGAAAUUCGCCGUUCAUUACAAGCAAGGGGUUGGUCUCAGCGAUGAUGAUCAUCGUCGCUACAUCAUCAAAGUUUCUACCAUCUUGAGACGAGCACUCACCACGCUCGAUGACGAAUACCAGAAUGUCUGUCCAUGGUCUCUCAUUCUCAAGGUUAACUACACCGAUCUCUGUCCACAUCAACCAUUCUGCAAGCACAAGCAGAAGUACACCCAGUCUCAAGUUCCAGCGGGUCAUCCCCGUCCGCCCGGUGGCAUUGCUCACAGUGAUGUCAUGGGUUUUUGUCAAGAUGACUACGUUGUUCAGCCUGGCAAGAUGAAGCCUGAGGGAUGCAAGGUUAGGAUGUACUGCAGACUUCAACAUAAGGAAGAUGGCACCAACAAGAAGAAUUGUGAUGCAAUCAUACUCUAUGCAGUAGCUUGUCUUCAUAGGGAUGGACUUUGGGAGUAG
Messenger RNA from Botrytis byssoidea, 750 nucleotides. RefSeq lists its product as uncharacterized. NCBI's taxonomy places the organism in Eukaryota, Fungi, Ascomycota, Leotiomycetes, Helotiales, Sclerotiniaceae. The record is from RefSeq and is a predicted model, not a curated record. The transcript is spliced from 2 exons. The coding region runs from base 1 to 750 and encodes 249 amino acids.